Coregonus clupeaformis (lake whitefish) is the source of this 1946-nucleotide messenger RNA. Its product is annotated as transmembrane protein 125-like. The record is from RefSeq and is a predicted model, not a curated record. The transcript has a single exon. Lineage: Eukaryota; Metazoa; Chordata; Actinopteri; Salmoniformes; Salmonidae. Bases 13 to 705 code for a protein of 230 amino acids.
CCCCUAGUAACCAUGGCUGAGAUGGAGGAGUUCUCCCCCAUGCCCCCGCGGCGCACCCCACGCCGUACCCCCCGUGUGCUGCGCCUGGACCCGGCCCUGCUCCAGCGGCGGGUGUUGGAGGACCAGGUGGAACUGUGGUGGUUCCGCGAGCCGCGGCGCUCCCUGCUCUGCUACUGCAUCUCAGUGAGCUUCGUCCUGGGCUUGGGGCUGGGCGGUGUAGGCCUCCUCUCCACCACCACCAGCCUGUCCGGGGAGUGGCGCCUGGGUGUGGGCACCAUGCUCUGCCUCCUAGCUCUGGCUGUCCUCCUCAAACAGCUCCUAAGCUCCGCCGUCCAGGAUAUGAAUUGCGUUCGCAGCCGGAGGCGGAUAGAGUUAAUGAAGAGCGGUGGGCGGGCGGACCCGUUGGUCAUCCUUUUCACCGGGAUGGCAUUGGCACUCUGCGGAGGGGUCCUACUCUACAUGUCGCUGGCCAGCGGGCACCAUGGGCCCGGGCAGCGCCACAGGGAUAUGUUCCUGUCCGGGGUGGUGCUACUGUGGGCAGGGGGCGCCACCGGGCUGGCGGUGGCCGGGUACUUGCUGGUGGUGCACCUCCAGCAGAGGAGAGAGAGGAGGAUGUUGCAGAGGCGGAGGAGGGGAGGGAGGGGGUUGCGGGACAGGGCAGUCAGGGUGUUUACAGUCUCCUCUAGUAGAACUAGCCUCAUCUGAGAGAGCAGACCUGGGUCUUGUUCAUUAGGCACCAAACAGCGUUGCCCUAAUGAACACUACCCUUGGUUCAAAUAGUAUUUGUAUUUCUUUAAAAUACUUGAGCUGUGCUUGAUUGAGCAAUGGGACCAGAGCCAUAAAAACUGUAUACAUCCCAUGUCUGCUGAAGAAGAGAGGAGAGGAAAACAAGUGAGGAGAGGAGAGCAGGAGGUGAGAAGAGGAUUGGAGAGGGAGGAAAGUUAGGAGAGAAGAGAUGAGACUAGGGGACUUAAUAGAUGACGGGACUUGAGGGGAGGGAAAGAUAGGAAAAGGGUAUCACCACUCUCUCUCCCUGGUCUGUAACAGAGUCCUGUGUUUGUUGCUGGCACUGUGACUGCGUCAUCCUGUUGACUAAUGCCCACUGCAGACCGUGCCCACUAUGCCCACUGUGCCAUUCACCGCUGCUGUGUUGUGGGAACCAGGCUGUGCAGGGUGACACCAGCCCCACGGACCCCCAGGACCCUCAGUCAGACCAGCCAUUGUUUCUGUCAGUGGCAGUAUGAGUGCUACACUGCCGUCGUCACAAACAAGCCACUCGCAGGGAGGAGACCCGACCAAGUCACAUGGUUCUAGUUUGUCUGUGUUGUUUUGACUCACGUGUCCUAUUUUAUGUUAUUAUAUUGACCCAAAUAUUUGUAUAUCGGAAGGUGCCGGAACAAAAAGAGAGCACGAAGGCGGGUGACCUGGGGGGCUCUGAGGUACUGGAACGCAUGACAAAAAAGAUUCACAUUUAUAAUAAAGCAUUGCGUUCAUAUCGUCGCAUUGCCUAGUGGCAUAGAGUAGAGGCGCUUACAGAAGUUGUACACAUGGGGAACAUUUUUAGUAGCCUAGGUUCUGGGAAAAAUGUGACCUUUUAUAAACGCAUUUCAUGCAACUCUACGUACUUUUACAACUGCAGACUUUGGCAGAAUAUUUUUUAAUACCACACAAAUUAUUGAAAUGACAAGCUAAUUUGACACUGACAAACUGAAAAUCCGAGUUUAUUAAAAAACGACCUAGUCUUGAAUUCAUCGAUAGCCUAGGCCUAGAUGUGUGGAGACACACAUAUUGUACAAUAUGAGGAAGAAAUUCCAGUCCUAAAAUAGCUUUCCAGUUCCACUGACUAACCCAUUGAUGUGCACUCGUGGCAAAAGCCCAUCUCUUUCUUAUUUUACUUUGUAAAACAAUGCUGUUCGCUCAAUAGGCCUAUUUGGAAGUUGAUCAAA